AUGCAAAGACGCGAGAAAGACACCGAUCAACAUCAUCAACGUAAGCCGCGUGGCACACGCACAAAUAGUGGUAGUCAAGCUUCCCGUGCUGGCUCAGCUUCAUCCAAUUCUAGUGUAUUGAUGGUUGGACCUAAUUUUCGUGUGGGUAGACGCAUUGGUCGGGGCAAUUUUGGCGAAAUUUAUUUAGGUAAAAAUCUCUAUAAUAACGAACGAGUGGCGAUUAAAUUGGAAGCAAUGAAAACACGAGCUCCUCAAUUGCAUCUAGAAUAUCGUUUCUAUAAAGUAUUAGGCAAAAAUGUUGGAUUACCUCAAGUCUAUUACUUUGGACCAUGUGGUAAAUUUAAUGCUAUGGUUUUAGAGUUACUUGGACCUAGUUUGGAAGACCUUUUCGAAUUUUGUAACCGAAAAUUCUCGCUUAAAACUGUCAUUCUCUUGGCGAUUCAACUGCUCAAUAGAAUUGAAUACGUUCACUCGAAAAAUGUGAUAUAUCGCGAUAUCAAGCCAGAAAAUUUUGUGCUUGGCCGCCCAAAUCAUAAGCAUGAAAAUAUAAUUCAUAUCAUUGAUUUUGGCUUAGCCAAAGAAUAUAUUGAUCCUGAAACGAAUAAGCAUAUACCAUAUAGAGAGCAUAAAAGUCUUACUGGAACAGCACGGUAUAUGAGUAUAAAUACCCAUCUUGGCAAAGAGCAAAGUAGGCGUGACGAUUUAGAAGCAUUAGGUCAUAUGUUUAUGUAUUUCCUACGCGGUAGUUUACCAUGGCAAGGUCUUACGGCUGCUAAUUUAAAGGAAAGAUAUCAAAAGAUUGGUGAUACCAAAAGAUCAACACCGAUUGAAGUUCUUUGCGAAAAUUAUCCAGAGGAAUUUGCUUCGUAUCUUCGCUAUGCGAGAAGACUAGACUUUUUUGAAAAGCCAGAUUAUGAUCACUUACGAAAUCUCUUUAAAGAAUUAUACAAAAAGAGAGGAUAUGGAGACGAAACUAAAUUUGAUUGGUCUGGUAAAAAUGUGGUAAUGAUAUAUAUUUAUAUGUAA
Molecule: messenger RNA, 1026 nt
Organism: Trichoplax adhaerens
Lineage: Eukaryota; Metazoa; Placozoa; Uniplacotomia; Trichoplacea; Trichoplacidae
Exons: 8
Coding region: 1-1026 (341 amino acids)
Biological process (GO): signal transduction; positive regulation of canonical Wnt signaling pathway; peptidyl-serine phosphorylation
Cellular component (GO): plasma membrane; cytoplasm; nucleus
Molecular function (GO): protein serine/threonine kinase activity; ATP binding
Source: RefSeq, a predicted model, not a curated record